GUCAUCAUUGGAGAUGUCAAUGGUCGCUUCUCGGAACUCUUCGAUAAGCUCAGCAAGCUGCACUCCAAGCAAAACUUUGCCUUUGCAAUCAUUGCUGGGGAACUUCUAGCAGACGCAGACAUUGCCACGGACGAUGACAACGAGGAGCUCAGCAGGCUGCUCAAAGAUACGAUCGAGGUCCCGUUCCCAACAUACUUCGCGCUGGGAAAGCGCCUCCUCCCAGAUCGCGUACAGGAAAAACUCAAGACCAAUCAUGGCGAGCUGUGUCCAAAUCUCAGCAUUCUCGGCCGCAAAUUCUCGGUGAAGACUUCGGAAGGCUUCCGAAUCGCUGCCGUAGGUGGAGCGGACGCGGGCAACUCUGGUGAAUCCUUCGAUAUCUUCGAACCGAGGUACACCGAGAACGACAUCAAGGCUCUCAAGGACUUCAAGGAUGCCGACAUCCUCGUGACGACCGACUGGCCGGCAGAGAUCGCUGAUGGGUCCAGGUCAUCGACAACAUACCCAGCGCAGCCACCACUUGGCGUUCGCAGUAUAGCAGAGCUGUGUUCUACCCUCAAACCACGAUACCACUUCUCCACAUCAGAUGCCUUCUUCGAGCGCGAGCCGUUCUUUCAUGUUGGUGAUGCCCCACGGCCAGUCACCAGAUUCCUCAGCCUCGCGCCGUUCGGCAACACGUCGAAGCAAAAGUGGAUCUAUGCCUUCUCCCUCGAGCCGGCCGCGGCCCCACCACAAGAACUUCCCGCUGGAUGUACUGCGUCUCCGUUCAUGGCCACACGAAAACGAAAGCUGGAAUCACAGGAAGAGAGCUAUAAUGGGUUCAGGUUCGCGAAUGGCAGCGGUCAAGGGGGUGGUAAUGGUGAUUACUACCGUCCCAACGGUAAACGGAACAGGCGCCAGGCGCCGCCUCAGGAAUGCUACUUUUGCCUUUCGAGAGCCGACGCGCAAACUCACAUGAUUGGAUCAAUUGGCGACGAUGUGUACAUGACGGUCGCAAAGGGGCCACUCACGAUGCGAAGCAACUUCCCAGAUCUAGGGAUUCCGUGCCACAUGCUCAUCAUUCCGCUGCAGCACGCACCGACUUUGCAGGCUAUCACUGAGGCAGACGAUGCGAGGAAGAACACUAUUGCAGAAAUGAAGCGGUACCGUGAGGCUCUUCAUACCAUGAUUGCUACGAAGUCUACUCAGGGCGAUGAUGGUGAAGCCAAGCUGGGAGCUAUCACAUGGGAGAUCAGCAGGAACAGCGGCGUCCAUCUACACUGGCAAUUUCUUCCAAUCCCCGCAGACAUGGUGAAGAGAAACCUGAUCGAGGCGGCAUUCGACGUCGAAGCCGAGAACCUGAAGUACCCCAAAUUCGCGAAGACGGAAGCGGAAGCCAAGGAGGCAUUGGAGGGCGACUACUUCAAGGCGAUGAUCUGGACCGAGACGUCCGAGAAGGAGAUUGUGCUUCCACUCGAUCAGAGCUUUCGUUUCGAUCUCCAAUUCGGUAGGAGGGUGCUGGGCAAGCUGCUGCAGCUAGAGAGUCGGACACAUUGGAAGGACUGCGCACAGACGGAGGCGGAGGAGGCGGCGGACGCUGAUCUCUUCAAGGAGAUGUUCAAACAGUACGACUGGAACUUGGAGGAUUGA
Messenger RNA from Zymoseptoria tritici IPO323, 1626 nucleotides. RefSeq lists its product as uncharacterized. Gene Ontology annotation, cellular component: post-mRNA release spliceosomal complex. Gene Ontology annotation, biological process: mRNA splicing, via spliceosome. The record is from RefSeq and is a predicted model, not a curated record. Lineage: Eukaryota; Fungi; Ascomycota; Dothideomycetes; Mycosphaerellales; Mycosphaerellaceae. The transcript has a single exon. The annotation marks the transcript as partial. Gene Ontology annotation, molecular function: RNA lariat debranching enzyme activator activity.